Molecule: messenger RNA, 2054 nt
Organism: Choloepus didactylus (southern two-toed sloth)
Lineage: Eukaryota; Metazoa; Chordata; Mammalia; Pilosa; Megalonychidae
Gene: PSMD5
Product: proteasome 26S subunit, non-ATPase 5
Exons: 10
Coding region: 35-1549 (504 amino acids)
Biological process (GO): proteasome assembly
Cellular component (GO): cytosol
Source: RefSeq, a predicted model, not a curated record
CUGUGGGCCGGCCAGCUCCUGCGGAAGGGACAAGAUGGCGGCUCAGGCGUUGGCGCUGUUGAGGGAGGUGUCGCGGCUGGAAGCGCCGCUGGAGGAGCUGCGUGCGCUUCAGUCGGCGCUACAGGCCGUGCCGCCCAGCGAUCUCCGCGAGCAAGUGGCGGAACUGCACCUUGGCCCGCUUUUCUCUCUGCUCAACCAGAACCAUCGGGAACAGACUGCCUUAUGUGUAUCCAUUCUGGAGAGAUUGCUCCAAGCUAUGGAGCCAGUUCAUGUGGCACGGAAUCUCACAGUUGACCUGGAGACAGGACUGACUCACCCUGAUGAUUCUGUAAAAAUCCUCACUCUGUCCCAGGUUGGAAGAAUUGUUGAAAAUUCUGAUGCUGUUACUGAGAUUCUAAAUAAUUCUGAGUUACUAAAACAAAUCAUUUACUGUAUUGGUGGCGAUAAUCUAUCUGUAGCUAAAGCGGCCAUCAAAUCCUUGUCAAGAAUCUCACUUACCCAAGCUGGACUAGAGGCUUUAUUUGAAAACAAUUUGCUGGAUGAUAUGAAAAGUGUAAUGAAAACAAAUGACAUUGUUCGAUACAGAGUAUAUGAGCUAAUUGUAGAGAUUUCUUCUAUGUCACCAGAAUCCUUAAACUACUGUACUACCAGUGGAUUGGUAACCCAGCUCCUCAGAGAGCUGACGGGUGAGGAUGUGCUGGUCAGAGCCACCUGUAUAGAAAUGGUGACAUCACUGGCAUAUACUCAUCAUGGACGACAGUACCUUGCUCAAGAAGGAGUAAUUGACCAGAUUUCUAACCUAAUUGUUGGGGCAGAUUCAGACCCUUUCUCUAGCUUCUAUUUGCCAGGGUUUGUGAAGUUUUUUGGAAACUUGGCUAUAAUGGAUAGUCCUCAACAGAUCUGUGAGCGUUAUCCUGUCUUUGUGGAAAAGGUCUUUGAAAUGACAGAAAGUCAAGACCCCACCAUGAUUGGUGUAGCAGUGGACACAGUUGGAAUCCUGGGAUCCAGUGUUGAAGGAAAACAGGUUUUACAGAAAACAGGAACUCGCUUUGAACGUUUGCUCACAAGAAUAGGACAUCAAGCAAAGAAUGCCUCAACAGAGCUAAAACUCAGGUGUCUGGAUGCAAUUUCAUCUCUUCUAUAUUUACCGCCUGAGGAGCAAACUGAUGACCUUCUGAGGAUGACAGAAUCCUGGUUUUCCUUUUUAUCGCGGGAACCACUGGAACUCUUUCGUGGCAUCAGUAAUCAACCCUUCCCUGAACUACACUGUGCUGCCUUAAAAGUGUUCACGGCCAUUGCAAACCAACCCUGGGCUCAGCAACUUAUGUUUAACAGUCCAGGUUUUGUAGAAUAUGUGAUGGACCGGUCCGUGGAACAUGACAAAGCUUCAAAAGAUGCCAAGUAUGAACUAGUAAAAGCACUUGCCAAUUCCAAGACAAUUGCAGAAAUCUUUGGGAACCCAAAUUAUUUGAGGCUGAGGACUUACCUGAGUGAAGGUCCAUACUAUGUGAAGCCUAUUUCCAUGACAGCAGUGGAAGGAGCUGAAUAAUUCAUUCUUGAGUCUAAUAUAGAGGACCAUUUUUUGACCCGAACUUCUCCAGACGGAUUUGACUCCAUCUGUAUGAUACAAAACCGAGACUUUCCUCCCUCCAGAAUUACCAUGGAGUAUCUAAUGUGACUUUAUCACCAACAUUUGUUGUUUCUCUACAUUGAUACAUGGUAUGGAACCAGGAGUUUUGGUGUACAUUGAAAGCAGGAAAAUGUGGUCUUAACUAAACCAUGUAUUUUUCAGAUUCCUUUGAUUGCCUUAAUCUUUGCAACAAAACAGUAACUAUAUGGUUCUCCUCCCUGAAAACUUCAUGGACAUACACACUGUCUUAUUCAAAAUUUGCUUUAAAUAGAAUGGAACUAAAUUAUUUUUUAGUUCUUUUCACCACUUUUUUUUUUCCCCCUUUUUUGGUGCUUUUUUCCCUUUCAGUCCACUUUCAAAGACUUGGAUUUAAGUAUGCUUUGAAAAACAAGUAUUCUGGAAUCUUAAAAUUAUGUUCUGUAUA